GAGUCUAUUGCUAUCCCUUUACCAUGGUAUAAGAGGAUGAAACCGUCAUGUUUGUCUUCUACUCUCUCCGUUCCUAAAUACUUCUCUUUUUAGAGAUAUCAAAUGAAGUACCACAUACGAAAGUAUAUAUACUCAUUUUGCUCCUAUGUAUUCACUUGUUGAAAUCUUUAAAAAGACAUAUUUCGGAACGGAGGGAGCACAAAGAUAUGGUUAUGUUUUUGAUAUGGUGUGAUACAUCUCUUUCUCAAAAUUAAAUACCAGAGAAACCUAAUGCACAUUAAUUGUAAAAAAAUAAUGUAAUUUCACGGUGUAAUCUAGGGAUUUUUAUUGCAAAGCCACCAACGCGCUGCCGUGUGCACUUUGCAUACCGGAGUCGGUAAGUAGUACUACUGGCACGAACCGGAGGAGCCGGGCUCGGGCCCGUUGCCGAUCUUACAUAUAGCUGAACGCGAACCCGGAAUUCCCCAACUCCCAUUCGAUCGCCGCCUCCCUCCAUGGCGGCCGUGCAGCGCCGCCAACCCCUCCCGCCCGCCUCGCAUCAGCUGCGCCGCGCCGAUCCUGCGUGUCCCGGCACCGCGCCCCCGCCGGUCUGCCGCUACUGGAAGUCCGGCCACUGCGGCCGGAACCCCUGCCGGUUCCUCCACGCCGAUCCGGCGCCGCCGCCGCCGGUCGUCGUCGUCGCCAAGAAGCGCAGCAACACCUGGGUCAACACCUCCUCCAAAAUCGCCAAGCCCAGCGCCACAACCGAUGAAGGAGAGGCUGCGGUUCCUCCGGUGCCGCCGCCGACGAAGGCCAAACCCAGCCCCGCAACCAAUGCCCGCGAGGCCGCGGUCCCUUUGCCGCCUCCCGAGCGCGUCCAGGAACCACCCGGCAGUGGCGCGUGGUGCGUAGGCGACGGCAUCCGCGGCGUCGCCCGGCUCGAGGGCCACUCCAAGGCGGUCACCGGCGUCGCCGUUCCCGAAGGGUCCGGCAAGCUCUUCUCCGGCAGCCUGGACGGCACGGUGCGCGCCUGGGACUGCGCUACCGGGCAGUGCGUCCGCGUCGCGCCGGUGCAGGAAGGGGAGGUGGGCCGCCUGAUCGCCAUGGGCCCGUGGGUGCUCGUCCGCGUCCGCGGCGCCGUCAGGGCGUUCCAAGCGGGGAGCGGCGAGGAGCUGCGGCUGCGGCUGCCCGUCGCCGCCGCGCAGGUCACUGCCCUACUUGCAGAGGACGACGAGCGCCUCUUCGCCGGCGUGGAGGACGGCGCCAUCUACAUGUGGAGGCUGGACCCAGGGCGCCAGCGGUUCGACGAGGUCGCCGCGCUCGCGGGCCACGACGGGCACGCCGUCGCGUCGCUGGCCCAGGGGAAGGGCGCGCUCUACUCCGGCGCGGCGGACGGCGGCAUCAGGGUCUGGGACCUCGAGACGCGCCGGUGCGUCUGCAGCUUCGCCGGCCACGCGUCCAUGGUCACCGCGCUGCUGUGCUGGGACCGUUUCCUGCUCUCCUCGUCCGUCGACGGCACCGUGAAGGCAUGGAGGUCCAAGCCGGACCGCGCCGGCGACGUCGAGCCCGAGCUGGAGGUGCACUACACCCACAGAGAAGAAGGCGAGCGGGUGGUCGCCAUGGACGGGACGCACGACGCCGACAAGAAGCCCGUCCUGCUCGUCUCGCGCGGCGACGGAGUCGUCCGAGUCUGCGACCUCCCGUCGUUCAAGCCCAGAGGGCAGAUUCGCUGCAACGGCGAGGUCACAGCAAUGUCACUCAGGACCCCCGGUGUGAUCUUCACCGGGGACAAGUCCGGCGAGGUCAGAGUGGUGAAGUGGACGCCGGCAGCUGCAGCCUGAAUUAUUCAUUAGGCGCACCGGCCUCUGCAAAUCAAUCUCGUCGACCACUGGCAGCUUCAAUUUUAGGCCAGUGAGUUCGUACUUCAGAGCAAUCAGUAGGAUUCUAGUGCAAUGUAAAAAUACCAGUGGUUAUACAGUAUGGAUAAGAGAUAUUCAGAAUCUGAAGAACCGCCA
Molecule: messenger RNA, 1994 nt
Organism: Triticum aestivum (bread wheat)
Lineage: Eukaryota; Viridiplantae; Streptophyta; Magnoliopsida; Poales; Poaceae
Product: zinc finger CCCH domain-containing protein 48
Exons: 1
Coding region: 495-1820 (441 amino acids)
Molecular function (GO): protein binding; metal ion binding
Source: RefSeq, a predicted model, not a curated record